UCGUCGUCGUCGCCAGGUCGCCAAGAAGAAGGGAGGAGAAAAAUUUUCAAUCCUCAUCGCUCGCUCGUCGUCGCAGUCCAACAUCCACAGUUCGGUUCGAGUUUAAGUGAAUUAAGUGAAAGAAACAGUGCUUAAAACUAGUUUGCCAGCUUUGCCAUUAGUUGCGCGACUCGCGGCGGUUUCAAAUUCGCGCUCGGCGGGAGUUCCGUUGGGGUUGCGGGAAGUUUUUUUUUUUUUGGGUGGAAAAUUUUCUUCCUCUCGUUCAAGAAUAAACAAUGGCAGCACCCAAGGAAUAGAUAGAGAGCGAGCUUUUUUGGCCUGCUCCGUUUCUUUGUCCCCCCGCCGUUUGGGAUGUUGUGUUCGGUUCCGCCGUCGACGUGAUGGAUGCAUUUAGGUUGCUGCUGCAGUUAUCGUGAAGGAAGAAAACGAAGACGCGUCGCGCCGUUCCAGAAGUGUCCGCAAGGAGGAGGAGAAGGCAGGACACGGCGACGUUUUCUUUAUUGACGUUUGCAUGCCAAGAGCAGUGGACGGCGGAGAAGGGGGAAGGUGUGGGACACUGCGGCUGCAGCAGCACCAGGAAAAUUGAUGUUGGACGAUUUUCCUUUUGUGUGGUGUUUGUGUGUUUGGUUUUCCUCCAGUCCGGCCGCCGCGCGUUCCGGAUCGAAGAGAAAGGUGAAAGAGAUCUCUCGCGUUGUGUGUCGUGUGUCUGCUUGACGAGGAGGUAGACAAGAAAGUGCUUCAUCAAAAGGAAGACGCUGCUGGCAGCGAAUCCAGUUUCUUUCUGAUACUGUGUGUGCAGCAGCUCAAAAUUCCUUUCUCGCCCGCGCGACUCCUCCCCGAAUGAGAGGACCGCCCUGUUCAUUGUUGUGAUUGUGUGAGGACCACCGCCCCCGAACAGCACCACCACUUCACUCAGGAUGAACGGCCAGCAGGAAUUCCCGACGUCGAUCGCCCGGAACUCGCCCAAACAUGAAUUCCCCCAGCAGCAAUCCUCCAGCGACUUCCAGCACUUCCAGCAGCAAUCAGGCAUGCACGGCGGUUACCCGCCCGGGAUCCCCACCGGAACGCCACCCCCUCCACAAAGCGCCCAGCAGCAGGACCUAACCAUCGACGGCAUUCCAAACAGUGGCGGCGGGGGCGGACCCUUCCCCCAUCGGAGAUCGCGCGCGUCGCGAACCUUCAAGAACCCGCCCCAGCCGCACAUGUGCAUCCGCGAGAAGACCAUCGACGGCAAGGAGGUGUACAUCAACGUGCUCAGCUGGACGCGGAUCGCCAACCCGGACAACCCGGACGCGCCGAUUCCGCUGUACGGCGGGAUGAAAGUGGGCAAGAUUCCGCCGGGCAGUCCCCGCGCGCCGCCGCUCGUGUACGCCGUGAUGGCCAGUCCGGAGGUGCUCAAGAAGGCCGGGAGAAAGUGUCCGGACACUCCGGAACGAAUGAACCUGGUUGAUCUCAUGUGUGAGUUCGUGGAGGCUAUGAAUCCCACUCUGCAUUUAUCUCGAAAACCGGAAAUCCUCAAGGACCGCGACCUGUCCGGCGAGCUCAAGGACGUCUGGAGCGCGGUCCAAGCGUGCCGCGACAAGGGACGCGUCGACAGCGGCCCGCCCGAGAAUCUAGUCGUGUACACCGAGUUUGGCCCGGAGACGGCGCCCUCGUACGAGCAAUCUCAACACCAGCAGCAGCAACAACAGCAGCAGUACCAUCAUCAGCAGCAUUUUCCACAUCAACAUCAGCAACAGUAUCAGCAGCAGCAGCAGCAGCAACAUCAGCAUUACGGUGGAGAACCGUUUCAGUAUCAUCAGCAACAGCCUCAAAACCAUCACCAACAACAGCAACCGCAAAGUGCAAUUACUAACGACGUCAACUCCUCAGACAGUCCGGACGUGCCGGACUGCGGCGUAAGCGACCAGCAGCUGGAAAAACUGUGCCAGGAAGCGGACGCGCUGAAGCUCGCCCCAGCGACCAAAACGAACGGUCUCACACUGCCAACUACGACCACGAGUCCGUCGGGUUCCGCCGAGUCCACACCGGCAACGUCCCCGUCGUCAUCGUCCUCCUCCUCAACAACCAACCCGGAAUCUAACCCAGUGCCAGCCGCCUCCGCUGCCGCUUCCGCCCCGCAGCAAGGCAACUCUACUUCCUCCACCUCGCCCACUUCGCCAACAACGACGACGUCGACGUCAACGACGCCGGUCAGUCCGACGACAGUGACGACGCCCUCGCCCGCGACGCCCCAGAAGGAGUCGAAAAACACGAGCCAUUUCUUCCCCAUGUUCCGCUCUUCCAAGUCGUCGUCGUCGGAGAAAUCCGCCGACAAGGACCACGCCAACAGCAGCAGCAGCAGCAGUUCGGGUGACCAGGUGGACGCCCAGCCGGACACGCCGGUCAAAAGCAGCAGCAAAAAGAGUGGCCUCAACUUUUUCCGCCGGAACAAGACGGAGAGUAAAAAGAGCGCGGAACCGCCGGUGACGCCAACGAAGCAAAAGGACGCGGCGGCCGAGGGAAAGGAAAGGAAUCUGCUGGACAAGCUGGACGAGAGUUUGCUGCACCAUCACCACCAUCACGGCGGGAGCAACGGAACCGGCGAGAUUAUCGAAACCAGCUCGGCGACCAUCGUGGCCAAGUGAGAAGGGGGUGAGAGGUAAGGGGA
This is a messenger RNA of Culex quinquefasciatus (southern house mosquito), 2650 nucleotides long. RefSeq names its product AT-rich binding protein. Gene Ontology annotation, molecular function: transcription cis-regulatory region binding. The record is from RefSeq and is a predicted model, not a curated record. Gene Ontology annotation, biological process: regulation of transcription by RNA polymerase II. Bases 918 to 2627 code for a protein of 569 amino acids. The transcript is spliced from 4 exons. NCBI's taxonomy places the organism in Eukaryota, Metazoa, Arthropoda, Insecta, Diptera, Culicidae. Gene Ontology annotation, cellular component: nucleus.